Molecule: messenger RNA, 2706 nt
Organism: Exaiptasia diaphana
Lineage: Eukaryota; Metazoa; Cnidaria; Anthozoa; Actiniaria; Aiptasiidae
Product: HEAT repeat-containing protein 6
Source: RefSeq, a predicted model, not a curated record
CUGGUAUUCUCAGCCUUAAAAGCACUACAGAUAAUACAAACUGUUUUACCAAACCUCAAAAAACAAUACGAGCAACCAGUUCUGGCAGCAUUAAAGAAUUGCAUGUUUUGUGGCUUACCAGGCUAUCAUCCUAAGUUUAUUGAAAGAAAUAAUUCAGACCAUCUUGCUGGCGCUUAUGGUAUACACUCUGAUGAUUUGUCAUCCAUCAAUCUAGAUACAGCCCCUACCAAGUCUCGUGCAUAUCAAAAUGCUAUAGCUUUGAACAACAAGAAAAAGAAAAAACRAAACACAAAAAGCAAAACUUACUCCCAGCAAAGCUCCAGUUAUGGUCCACCUAAAUAUGGUCCCAAAAUAAGAAGGGACUAUUCAUCUGUAGAUGCCUUGAUGCCUGCAUUUGCCAGGACUAACAUAUCAGUACCCAAAAUAGCCCCUUCGCUAGGAGUUUCCUCUCCUUUAAAAAAGGAUGAUUGUAAUGAAAAGUCUUCAGUCACUACUGACACAGCAAGUAAGACUAUAAAUGAGACAGAGGAAUCAGGGAAUGUUAGUGACACAAGUGGAUCUGAAGCAGUAGUUUCUGCUACUAGCUCUGAUUCAGAUUAUUCUGAUAGUGAAGCUGGCCAGAUAGCAAGACUUAGAUCAGUAACAUUAAAAGUACGACAGAAUGCUCUUACAUGCUUGCAGUCUGCUGUUAAGGGGCUGGAGAAGAAAACUUUAUUUGGUUACUGGUCUUCUUUCAUUCCUGACUCAACAUCAGGGUCAUCUUGGUCAUUGUUUACAACAAUAUUAAGGGAUCCUUCUCCUAAGGCCAGAGCAGGAGGUGUUGCUGUCUUGUCAGAACUGUUAGAUCAUUCAAGGCAAUUUCUGGCUGCUGCUGAAGACCGUGAUGAAAAGAGUGCCGUCUUGUCAUCUCGGCCUUUUACUUCAUUCUCUGGUCGUUUGGGAGCCACAGUGCAUGAGAUCCACAGACAUUUAUUACAAGCCCUGUUAGCUGAGACCUCAAUAUCUACCAAGCUUCACAUGAUGAAAUGUCUGUCUGUMCUUAUUCUYAACUCACCCUACAACAGACURAAAGAAGGUCUAAUGACACGAAUAGUGCAGCAAGUCAGACCUUUACUUCUAUCAAAAGAUAUAAACAUCAGAGUUACUGCACUAACAUGCCUGGGAAUGGUAAUAUCAGUUCACGCCCCUCUAAAUGAGGUCAUCAUAAUAAUGACAAAACCACAGCAUGUUGAUGAGGAAAAGCAGCCAACACUAGUUAACAGMCAUCAUACUACUGAUGAUAAUSAAUCWUAUCCAUGGCUCAUUGAGACAUGUAUUGAAAUGGCUKCUAGGAAAACAGACAAAGAAGUCCAGCCUCUUGUUGUACGCAUAGAAGCCAUUCAAGUGCUUAUCGCAUUUGUCAGGAACUAUUUUGACAUUUUGAGUCCAUGUAUAAAUUGUAUAACCAUGUUAUCAUGUGCAUGUACAGAAGAUGAACAGGGACUUGCUGUGUUUGCCAUUAAGCUUCUCCAAGAACUUGGUAGAAUAAUGUAUACAUGUUUACCUGAGCAAACAGACACCAAAGAGGCAACAGUAGAAAUAUCAAAAGAGAAGUUAUUGGAUUUCUGGAUGGGUCUUUUAAAUGGUCCAUUGAUAAACAUUCUUCAAGGCAGUAAUAUYAAACUUAUUACAUGUGUAAUUGACUGUUUGACUAACAUUGGGGCACAGAUCUUUGAAAUACUACCAGAAGACAAAAAGAUAUUUUUUAUCACAAUGCUGCUUGGUUUUASCAAUGAUGAAGACAAGAACCUUAAGGCAUCAGCUGUACGUGCUGUAGGAGUGUUAGUUCUUUACCCAUGUCUGCGUGAGGAUGUCCUUUAUGUUGCUGAUACUGCUAAUGCUGUUUUAAUGUGCAUGGAGGAUCCAACAUUGGCAGUAAGAAUGAGAGCUGCUUGGUCACUGGGUAACCUGAGUAAUACACUUGUAGCUAAUAAAUCAUCCAAAGCUACUGCAUUUAUGAAUGAUUUCUCUGAUAUGCUGCUGUUGAAACUGCUUGAAYUAUCAAUCGCUGCAAGUGAAGACCAUGAAAAGGUCAAGUCCAAUGGAGUGAGGGCUGUAGGGAAUAUUUUAAGCUAUCUUAAACCRAGUACUUUAGAAAAACGUGGAUUCUCAACCUGUGUAGACAAAGCUGUCCAGGCUCUUGUUAGCAAUGUAGGCACAGGACUCAUGAAGAUUCGUUGGAAUGCAUGUUAUGCCAUUGGCAAUAUGUUUAGUAAUACAGCUUUGCCAAUUGGUACUGCAUCAUGGACUGCUGAUGUUUUCAACGCUUUGACAAGAGUAMUACAAGACUGCAAAAAUUUCAAGGUUCGUAUCAAUGCAGUUUUGUCACUAUCAGUACCAGAGACUAGACAAUGUUAUGGCGAUGCCARUCAAUUCAUGAGUGUUGUGGAAGUGCUUGUCCGAGCGCUGGAGUCAAGCAGAAAUUUGACGGAAUUUUCCGAGUUCAAAUAUCAAGAAAACCUACAGGAACAGCUWUGUAACACUCUUUGUCAUCUUGUGGCGCUUGUUAAUGAAACAGACUUGGACAUACCAAUGCAAGUACAUGYAGCUUGUAGGCAUGUCUUUCAAGAGCUUAAAGGAGAACAUCCAGCWGUCCGUAUUCUAAAAGACGUUUUAACAAUCAGAGAGCCAUUUCAAACAUAUACYCCUCCUGUGAAAAAUGACUAA